This is a messenger RNA of Helianthus annuus (common sunflower), 2478 nucleotides long. Its product is annotated as pentatricopeptide repeat-containing protein At5g50390, chloroplastic. Gene Ontology annotation, biological process: RNA modification. Bases 176 to 2290 code for a protein of 704 amino acids. The record is from RefSeq and is a predicted model, not a curated record. NCBI's taxonomy places the organism in Eukaryota, Viridiplantae, Streptophyta, Magnoliopsida, Asterales, Asteraceae. The transcript has a single exon. Gene Ontology annotation, molecular function: RNA binding; zinc ion binding; protein binding.
ACUUCCACCAAACAAACGACGGAUUUUUCUAUGCUCGUACCUAUUUUACUAAACCAAAUCACAAAAUCCGUCAAAUCUCCCAAUAACCGGCGUUUUUCAGCAACUUCAAGAAGAAUUCCAUCUGGAUUCCCUCAAAAGGUAAGCUACUAAACCCCAUUUAUUCCUAAUAAUCGCUAUGGACAUUGCUUUAUCUCCUUAUCAGAACAAAUCAGUUGUCGAAAGCAGCUCUUUACCCUCAACAGAUGUUAAAAACAUUCAAGAAAGACCCUUAGUUUCUGGGCCUCACUUGUUAAACAUAAGAAAACACAAAACACAUGCAUCUAGGAUUACUUGUUCUUUUGUAGAACAUGGAUUGCAUCCGAAACCGAAACCGAAGCCGCUGAAAAGUGGUUACGAGGUUGUAAAGAAAGAAGCUAGUUUAGAAGAGUCUAGACAGAUGAAAGGAUCUGGUUCUAGUUCUGGACUUUGUGGCCAGAUUGAGAAAUUAGUUCUUUGUAAAAGAUAUAGAGAUGCACUUGAAAUGUUUGAGAUUUUGGAAAGUGAGUGUCAGUAUGAUGUUCAUGUUGGUAAGAGUACUUACGAUGCGUUAGUGGAUGCUUGUAUUAGUUUGAAGUCGAUUAGAGGGGUUAAACGAGUGUUCGGUUAUAUGGUUAAUAGCGGGUUUGAGCCGGAUUUGUAUUUGAGGAAUAGAGUUUUGUUGAUGCAUGUGAAAUGUGGGAUGAUGAUUGAUGCACGCAUGUUGUUCGAUGAAAUGCCUGAAAGAAAUUUAGUUUCUUGGAACACGAUAAUGGCGGGGCUUGUGGAUUCUGGAGAUUAUAUGGAUGCGUUUCGGUUGUUUUUAAGUAUGUGGGAGGAACAAUCUGAGGCUAGUUCGCGUACUUUUGCUACAAUGAUGCGUGCAUCUGCAGGGCUGGAGAUGAUAUUUCCGGGACAACAGUUGCAUGCGUGUGCUAUAAAAAUGGAUGUGAGUCAAGAUAUCUUUGUAUCGUGUGCACUGAUUGACAUGUAUAGCAAAUGUGGUAGCAUCACGGAUGCCCAAUGUGUUUUCGAUAUCAUGCCUGAGAAAACUACCGUGGGUUGGAACACAAUCAUUGCGGGUUAUGCACUUCAUGGGUAUAGUGAGGAGGCUUUGGAUCUUUAUUACGAGAUGCAAGAUUCCGGUGUUAAAAUGGACCACUUCACUUUCUCAAUGAUAGUAAGAAUCUGCACACGGUUAGCUUCAUUGGAACAUGCCAAACAAGCACACGCGGGGCUCGUUCGUCACGGUUUCGGGCAAGACAUAGUUGCCAACACUGCACUUGUUGACUUCUAUAGUAAAUGGGGAAGACUCGAUGAUGCACGCAACCUGUUCGAGAAAAUGCCUCUUAAGAAUGUCAUUUCAUGGAACGCGUUAAUUGCUGGAUACGGUAAGCAUGGUCGCGGAAUUGAAGCUUUAGAGUUAUUCAAGCGUAUGAUUGAUGAAAGAAUGACCCCAAAUCAUGUCACUUUUCUUGCUGUUUUAUCGGCUUGUAGCUAUUCGGGUUUAUCAGAUCAAGGAUGGGAGAUAUUUGAAUCGAUGGGCACGGAUUUUAAAGUGAAGCCUCGAGCCAUGCAUUAUGCGUGUAUGAUCGAGUUAUUAGGUCGUGAAGGGCUUUUGGAUGAAGCGUUUGCUUUGAUUAGAGAUGCACCGUUUAAGCCGACAGUCAAUAUGUGGGCUGCUUUGUUGACAGCGUGUAGGGUCCACAAGAAUUUCGAGCUCGGGAAAUUCGCAGCAGAGAAAAUAUACGGUAUGGAACCAGAAAAACUCAGUAAUUACAUUGUACUAUUAAACAUAUACAACAGUUGUGGAAAACGUGAAGAGGCUGCUUCGGUUUUCCAUACGUUAAAAAAGAAGGGCUUGAGGAUGUUGCCUGCGUGUACGUGGAUAGACGUCAAGAAACAACAACAUAUGUUUAUUUCGGUAGAUAAAUCCAAAUCCGAUGUUCAGAUUAUUAAGAAUUUGAAGAAAUUGAUGUUGAAGAUUGCGAAUCACGGUUAUGUUCCGAAGAAAAACUCGUUGCUUCCGGAUGUCGAUGAACAGGAAGAACAGAUGUCACUGUACCAUAGUGAGAAACUUGCGGUUUCUUAUGGGCUGAUGAAUACAACAAGUUCAACACAAUUGCAACUUGUGCAAAGUCACCGGAUUUGCGCUGAUUGCCACCUGGCGGUGAAGUUGAUGACUAAGGCAACGGGACGAGUGAUUGUCGUGAGAGAUGCUAGUAGAUUUCAUCGUUUUGAAGACGGGAAAUGUUCUUGUGGUGAUUAUUGGUGAAGGACAUUCAUAAGUUUGUGCUUUGAUACUUGCACAACUGAUUUUUGUUUUCUUAUAACAGUUUCUAUUCUAUUGUAUAACAGAACAUUAGGAACCAGUAUAGAUAUUGUUGUUACAUCAUGUUUUGUAGUACAAAUGGAUUUGAAUAUGCUUAUCAACUAAGUUCUUGUUUCAUGUUUUGUAUGCAA